Molecule: messenger RNA, 1799 nt
Organism: Myiozetetes cayanensis
Lineage: Eukaryota; Metazoa; Chordata; Aves; Passeriformes; Tyrannidae
Gene: PAOX
Product: polyamine oxidase
Exons: 6
Coding region: 1-1593 (530 amino acids)
Molecular function (GO): polyamine oxidase activity
Source: RefSeq, a predicted model, not a curated record
AUGGAGGGCGGCGGGCGGCGGGUGGUGGCGGUGGGCGCGGGGCUGGCGGGGCUGGGGGCGGCGCAGCGGCUCCGCGGGCACGGCUCCCUGCGCCUGCUGGAGGCGGCGGCCCGGGCCGGGGGCCGCGUCUGCACCCGCCCCUUCGCGUCGGGGCUGGCGGAGAUGGGGGCACACUGGAUCCACGGCCCCUCGCCGGGGAACCCCGUGUUCCGCCUGGCCUCCCAGUACGGCCUGCUGGGCCCGGAGGCUGCCCUGGAGGAGAACCAGCAGGUAGAGGCGGGGGGAAACCCCCCGCUGCCCUCCGUCACCUACAGCAGCUCGGGGAGGGUGCUGAGCCCUAAGGCGGUGAGCGAAGCCCGCGAUCUCUUCUACGCCCUCCUGGCCUCCACCCGCGCCUUCCAGGGGUCCAAGGAGCCACCGGCGCCCAGCGUGGGCCAGUACCUGCGGGCAGAGAUCGCCCGGAGGGUCCCCACGAUGGCGGGGGGCGUGGAGGACGCCCGGCGGCUCCAGCUGGCCGUGCUCGCCGCCUGCCUCAAGCUGGAGUGCUGCAUCAGCGGGACCCACAGCAUGGACCUGGUGGCCCUGGAGCCCUUCGGGGAAUACGUGUCGCUGCCCGGCCUGGACUGCACCUUCCCAGGCGGCUACAGCAGCUUGUCCGAGCGCCUCGUCUCGACUCUGCCCGAGGGCACCAUCCUGCUCAACAAGCCAGUGAAGACCAUCCGGUGGCGAGGGUCCUUCCGCGAGGAAGGGGACGAUUCCAGGGAUUUCCCCGUCCGGGUGGAGUGUGAGGAUGGGGACGCCUUUCUCGCCGACCAUGUCAUCGUCACUGUCCCCCUGGGUUUCCUCAAAGAACACCACCAGGAAUUCUUCCAGCCUCCACUUCCCGAGCGCAAAGUGGAGGCCAUUCAGCGCCUGGGCUUUGGCACCAACAACAAGAUCUUCCUGGAGUUCGAGCAGCCUUUCUGGGAACCCGAGCAGCAGCUCCUGGAAGUGGUGUGGGAGGACGAGUCGCCCCUGGAGGAGCCCAGCGCCGACCUGGAGGCCAACUGGUUCAAGAAGCUCAUCGGAUUCGUGGUCCUCCAGCCCCCGGAGCAGCACGGGCACGUCCUCUGCGGCUUCAUCGCCGGGAAGGAGUCGGAGCACAUGGAGACGCUGAGCGACGCCGAGGUGCUCAGCGCCAUGACCCGCCUCCUCCGCAGGCUCACAGGUGCCUCCCCCGCCCCUCCCCGCCCGCCCCAACCCCCGGCGGAUUCUCGGGAUCCCACCCCGAAUGCCCUGCCCGCAGGGAACCCCAGCCUGCCGGCCCCCAGGAGCGUGCUCCGGUCCCGCUGGCACAGCGCUCCCUACACCCGCGGGUCCUACAGCUACGUGGCCGUCGGCAGCUCCGGGGACGACAUCGACGUGCUGGCACAGCCCCUGCCCGAGGACCCCCAGGACCCCCGGCCCCUGCAGCUCCUCUUCGCCGGCGAGGCCACGCACCGCACCUUCUACUCCACCACCCACGGCGCGCUGCUCUCGGGCUGGCGGGAGGCCGAGCGGCUCAACCACCUCCUCCAGCCUCCCAUCCCUCCUCCUCCUCCUCCUCAGCCAUGAGGGGCGGCCAAAUAAACUUGCUUUGGCAAGUGCCCCUCGGCCUCCUUUUUAUUAAGAAGCCAGCGCCGCCGCGGCUGGGGGGGGGGUGUGUUUUCUUCCAAUCCUCCUCCUGUUCCUCCUCUCCGUGAAGGGGGCUGCGGGUGUUGGGGUUUUUUUAAUACCAGUUGGUGCUGGAGAUGGUGUAGCGCGGGUCGUCCAGCGGGUCC